ACUUCCGGGGUACAGGUCGCUUCCGCUCUUGCGCGCUGCGGGAGGCUCGCCAGGAAAAAAAAAUGGCGUCGCCCUCUUCGUCCGGCUACCGCCCGGCCCCCCUGGCCUCGCUGCCCCGGGAGCUUGACCCGGCCGAGUACAACGAGUCCCCGGAGAAGCGCCGGGCCGAGGCGGAGCGUCUGGCGGUCCGCGCCCGCCUCAAGCGCCAGUUCCAGCUGAAGCUCAACGACCCGCACCACCAGGGGAUCAUCGAGGACCCUGCCAUGCUCCGUUGGACCUAUGGUAGAUCACACAACAUUUACCCCAAUUUCCGGCCCACUCCCAAGACUUCCCUGUUGGGUGCAUUGUUUGGGAUAGGACCCAUUUUCUUCUGGUGGUACGUCAUCCAAACUGGCAGGGAUCGUAAAGAGAAACUUAUUCAGGAAGGCAAGUACAAGCGACCAUUCUCUCUCAGCAGCUAAGUCCCUGGGAAUUGGAUGUUGCAGUGCUGCUGCUGUUGGGCUGUUCAUAGAAAGUGCUGUGUAUUGUACAUUGAUGAAAAGACUAAUCCUCUAUCAAAAUAAACUUUAUAUUACAGUCAUAGGA
Messenger RNA from Mauremys mutica (yellowpond turtle), 585 nucleotides. It is a transcript of the gene NDUFB4, whose product is annotated as NADH:ubiquinone oxidoreductase subunit B4. Gene Ontology annotation, cellular component: mitochondrion. NCBI's taxonomy places the organism in Eukaryota, Metazoa, Chordata, Testudines, Geoemydidae. Bases 63 to 461 code for a protein of 132 amino acids. The transcript is spliced from 3 exons. The record is from RefSeq and is a predicted model, not a curated record.